Molecule: messenger RNA, 2673 nt
Organism: Anarrhichthys ocellatus (wolf-eel)
Lineage: Eukaryota; Metazoa; Chordata; Actinopteri; Perciformes; Anarhichadidae
Product: tripartite motif-containing protein 16-like
Exons: 1
Coding region: 145-1833 (562 amino acids)
Molecular function (GO): protein binding; zinc ion binding
Source: RefSeq, a predicted model, not a curated record
GUACAUAUGAGUGCAACACGUUGUAAAGUGAAGCCCCAUUCACUGCAGAUCAGCAAGGAGCUGUAAAGAAAGGGAACUAAGCUUCGGUUUGGACCAGCUCUCAGUUGUUAUCUUAUAUGAGAAAGUGAAACUAUUUCACAUUCCAUGUCUCUUCGGGGUGAAAUGGCGCAGCAACAAAAUCUGAUGGAUCGGAAAAAACUCUGCUGUUCCAUCUGUCUGGAUCUACUGAAGGAUCCAGUGACUAUUCCCUGUGGGCACAGCUACUGCAUGAGCUGUAUUAAAAGCCACUGGGAUGGAGAAGAUCAGAAGGAAAUCCACAGCUGUCCUCAGUGUAGACAGACCUUUAGACCGAGGCCUGCGCUGGUGAAAAACACCAUCUUGGCAGAUUUAGUGGAGGAACUGAGGAAGACGGGACUCCAAGUUGCUCUGGCUGAUCACUGCUACGCCAGACCUGAAGAUGUGGGAUGUGAUUUCUGCUCUGGGAGAAAGCUGAGAGCUCUCAAGUCCUGUCUGCAGUGUCUGGUCUCUUACUGUGAGCAGCACAUCCAGCCUCACUAUGAGUCCCCAGCCUUUGAAAAGCACAAGCUGGUCGACCCUUCCCAGAAGCUCCAGGAGAACAUCUGCUCUCAUCAUGGUGAAGUGAUGAAGAUUUUCUGCCGCACUGAUCAGCAGUGUAUCUGUAUUAUGUGCUCCAGGGAUGAACAUAAAGACCACGACACGGUCUUGGCCUCAACAGAAAGGACCGAGAGGCAGGGAGAGCUCGGAACAAGUCGACAAAGAAUCCAGCAGAGAAUCCAGAGCCGAGAGAAAGACGUGAAGGCGCUCCAGCGGCAGUUGGAGGCCAUCAAUCACUCCGCUGACAAAGUUGCGAAGAACAGCGAGAAAAUCUUCACUGGGUUGGUGCAUCUUUGCAAGAGCAGAAGCUCUGAUGUGAAGCAGCAGAUCAGAUCCCGACAGAAAACCGAAGUCAGUCGGGCUAUGGAGCUUCAGGAGAAGCUGCAACAGGAGAUCACCGAAUUGAGGAGGAGAGACGCUGAGCUGAAGCAGCUCUCACGCACAGAGGACCACGCCCGGUUUCUACAGAACUACCCCGCACUGUCAUGUCUUAGUGAAGCUCCAAACUCGCCCAACAAAAACAUCCGCACUCUGCACUACUUUGAGGAUGUGACGAGAGUUGUGUCAGAGGCCAGAGAAAAGCUGCAAGGCAUUCUGAGUGACGCGUGGACCAAGAUCUCAGAGCCUGAAGUGGAUGUUUUACGGCCACAACCAGAGCCCGAGACCAGAGCGGAAUUCUUACAAUACUCAUGUCAAAUCACACUGGAUCCAAACACAGCAAACGCACGGCUGUUAUUAUCGGAGGGGAACAGAAAAGCAACAGUGACGAGUGAAAAACAGUUGUAUUCAAAUCAUGGAGACAGAUUUACUGACAUGUUUCAGGUUCUGAGCAGAGAGAGUGUGAGCGGCCGCCAUUACUGGGAGGUAGAGAGGAGCGAAUGUGAAGUUUCAGUGGCGGUCACGUACGAGGAUAUCAGCAGAACAGGAUAUGAAAGUGGUUUUGGAAAUGACGACAAGUCUUGGGCAUUAGAGUGUUUCAGCAACAACUACGAGUUCAGACAUAACGGUUUAAAAACUUUUAUCUCAGGCCCUCAGUCCUCCAGAGUAGGAGUGUACCUGGACCACACGGCAGGUAUCCUGUGUUUCUACAGCGUCUCCGCAACCCUGACUCUCCUCCACAGAGUCCAGACCACAUUCACUCAGCCACACUAUCAGGGACUUGGCGUUUUUGCUUCACACGGAAACGGAUCUGCUGCUGUGUUCUCUGAGCUUGAGUAGAAAGAAGUUAGGAGGCUGACUGUGUGCUUUAUUUUUUGAGUCAGGAACUGUGAGCUAUGAUUGUAUAACCAUUGCCAAAACAGAAGGCUGUGCAAACACAUCUUUCAUCAGAUAUUUUAGUUUUUUGGCUCAUGACCUUCUUCAGAGAAGUUUGGCAAUAUUUACUGCAACUUCUCUUCUUCCUUUGGGAAGCCAAAAUAAGGGAACAUUUUGUAUUCAUGAGUAAUGGAAGUGUUAAAAACAAUCUGGUGGCUGUCUUUCUUUGCCAUGUUUGCUUAUGAAAUGUGGAUUGAGUCCCAGCACAUUUUUAUUAUGAAGAAGAAAUAAAAUCACCAAUGAUUUAUGUUUGCAUUUACAGUCAGUCAAGAAGACACAGUUAGAGUAAAGGUGUGAUUUGUUCCAAUGUCUGCAGAAACUCACUCCAAUCAAUGAAGGUUCAGAGUUCCGAUCUUUCCUCACACUAAUCAUUUCUCUCUUUUUUUUUUACUAUAUUCUAUAAAGUAUUAGCCACAAAAUAUGUAGCUGAAGAGCAUUUACAGCAGAGCAAAGCCAUAGUGGGCUCAUUGCACUAAUUCUUUUAUAUAAAUCAUUUUUGUUUACAGUUGCACUGUAAUCGAAAUUGCACUAAUAGUGUUUUUUAUGUGAACGAAAUGUUUGUGAUUUUUUUCUUUUACAUAAACCUGGUUUAUGAUCAUUGUGUACAAUUAUGAUGGAAAUCACUUUGCAAAUAAACUUAGUAUUGUCAAUUUGGCUUCCUUGACCAUGAUGUUCAUUAUUGGAUUGCAUUUAAAAAAAACAUUGACAACUGAAAGCAACUGGCUGCCUCGAGUUCAAGUGUUG